CUUCUCCAGACUUGGUUGCUUAGAAAUACUUUUUGUUUUUUUCAUGCUGCGGUGAUAUAAAUACCCCAAGCACACACCACUUUACCCAAACCAUUAAUCUUUAUUUUAUUUUCUUUCACCUAUAAAUUCGUUCCAUCUAUAUUUUCUUGGAUCUUUUUCCCUGUUGCUCGUUUCAAUUUUUUUUUUCUUUUCUCUCUACUACACACAGCAUGACGACAUUUUCGUCACCACCAUGUUGCUUUGAUCCCAUGGAUAAUUCCAUCAUAGAUAACGCAUCAGUACCGUUGUGGUGGCCCGCCCAGCCACCGGUUCCUGUGAAAUCAAUUUGCCAAUACGGAUCCAUGUCCUGUACUUAUGGUUAUGCGGCGCCUUCCCCGCAACCUACAAACGCCAUGUUUCCGCCGCUCCAUACUUCUACCAUGCCUGUGGAGGAACCCUGUUUCUUUUCCCCGUACCCGACAAUGCCACCUGUGAGUAGUCACAGAUCUCCCCCGGUAGGGUUGGAGUGUUGCCGCCUGGCCACCCAUACAACAGCAUCAAGUGGGCCACAAGACUACAAUUACGUUCCUGUGAAUUAUCCUUGCACGGAUGUCCUAGAUCAUUUAUUUCAGGAAAAUAACCAUCCAUUCACCAUGCCAGCGGAACCAGACACUGCCAAUCCAGAAACAAACAAGUUUUAUUCAUAUCAAGCAAACACUCCUGAUCUCCUGAGUUAUGUAUCACCAUCAUCGGCCGACUCUGUAGCAACCGAUUAUGAUAGUAACAGUCCCAUCCUCUGGAACACGUCCUCCUCCACCUCCUCCGCUUCCUCCUCCUCCUAUUCGUCGCCAUUCCCAUUUCCAGUCCCACCCACUUCACCGCAUACAGAUCCUAGUCUGUUUCAACACCUAUACACGCCCAUGUCCGACACGGUGCCUGAAAAAAAGUCCAGAUCCACCAGAGAAAAACGACACGUGUGCCCAAUAUGUUUUCACAGAUCACGGCGACGACAUAAUCUACUGGAGCAUAUGCAGACGCAUGAUCCUAACCGACCAAGGAAAUAUAUCUGUCGUCAUUGUGAACGACCUUUUGCCCGAAAAUAUGACAUGAAAAGACAUGAGAAAAUACAUUCACGUUAGCAUCUUUCUUCUUCAUAUGUGAUUCCAUUUCACAAUCUGUGCAUCGUUCUUUUUUUCUUUUUCCUUUUGUUUACUGUAUUAUUUUGGCUUCGUAAAUAUGUUCAUGAUUGUUUUUUUAAUAUUAAAACAUUGUAUCAUUAUAUCCAGG
Messenger RNA from Radiomyces spectabilis, 1266 nucleotides. RefSeq lists its product as uncharacterized. The transcript is spliced from 2 exons. NCBI's taxonomy places the organism in Eukaryota, Fungi, Mucoromycota, Mucoromycetes, Mucorales, Radiomycetaceae. The record is from RefSeq and is a predicted model, not a curated record. The coding region runs from base 210 to 1118 and encodes 302 amino acids.